AUGGCAAACCCUAAGUUUGUGCUGGUGUGUGUAAUGGCAAUGGCUAUGAUUUAUGUAGUGGCUGGGUGGGAACCUGCGCGCGCAACAUUUUAUGGUGGCCCUAAUGGUGAAGAGACUCUGCAGGGAGCUUGCGGAUACGGAGACACAAUCAAGCAAGGUUACGGCCUCCAAACAGCAGCACUCAGCACAGCCCUCUUCAACCACGGCGCCGCCUGCGGCGCUUGUUUUGAGAUUUACUGUGUGAACGACCCCCAGUGGUGCAAAACACCCGCCGUCUCAAUCAAAAUCACCGCCACCAACUUCUGCCCGCCAAACUACACAAAAACAGUAGACGUAUGGUGCAACCCUCCCCAGAAGCACUUCGACCUCACCUUACCGAUGUUCCUCCAAAUCGCCUACUACAAGGCCGGAGUCGUCCCGGUCUCUUACCAGAGAAUCCCCUGCGUUAAGCAGGGGGGAAUGAGGUUUUAUAUGAGUCCGAGUGGGAAUCCGUAUUUUAUCCUCGUGCUGAUUUAUAACGUGGGAGGGGUUGGCGACGUCGUUGCCGUGAGGGUGAAGGGAUCGAGGACGGGUUGGAUUCCCAUGCAGAGGAACUGGGGACAGAAUUGGUUUACGUCGACGCAGCUGAAGGGGGAGGCGCUGUCGUUUCAGGUGACCACCAGCGACGGGAGGACGGUGGACUCGGAUAAUGUCGUUCCGGCAAAUUGGAAUUUUGGACAGACUUUUGAAGGGAAGAAUUUUUAAACAUGCAUGGGGUAGUGUA
Rhododendron vialii is the source of this 763-nucleotide messenger RNA. Its product is annotated as expansin-A23-like. The transcript is spliced from 2 exons. The coding region runs from base 1 to 744 and encodes 247 amino acids. NCBI's taxonomy places the organism in Eukaryota, Viridiplantae, Streptophyta, Magnoliopsida, Ericales, Ericaceae. The record is from RefSeq and is a predicted model, not a curated record. Gene Ontology annotation, cellular component: extracellular region. Gene Ontology annotation, biological process: plant-type cell wall organization.